AGGUAAUACACUUUAUGAAGCUAUUGUGUUACCGUGUAGAUAUGUACACUUACAGUUAUUGUUCAUCGGGUUGUGCGUUCAGAAUUCGAGUAAAAAGCUAUCCGUGUGAACUCAUUAAUGAACGAUAUACUUGAACGGUGUUCUAUUUUAACCCAAACAUAUCCCGAAUAUAGUAGUGAACAUAAAGACGUUAAUGAUUAUUUCAAUAAAAUGAGCUCAUUGCACAAAUAUUAGACGCCAAUUCUGUGUAUCGAGAACAUCUACUUUCUCCAUAAAAAUCGAUCUGCACGAAAAUUCAUGUGCUGUUAACGCGCCGUGACCCGAACACGAGUUGAUGGGUCAAUAGUUUGUCAAAAAAUGUGCCAAGUAAAAAGCGUUUGUUGUACACCGCCCCGUCUGUAGUCUAAAUUGAUGCAGUCGAUGUGGAAAUGUACACUCGCUUAAAUGUGCCCAUCUUGGUGACGCAACGGUUACAGGCAUUACAACAAUAACAUUGCUGUGCGCAUGAAUACGCGGUAUUGUGCGUUUUAAGCCCUGGGGCCCCUGCAGGAGCGGUGGCGGCUGCAGCAUCGGUAGGAGCACGCGGUGACCCGGCCCCGGGAUCGUCGGCGGCACGAUUUAGGUAGGAGCCGCGGUAGAGCGAUCGGUCGAGCGUGCAGCGGCAAACGGCCUGCCGACGAGAGGGCACCAAUGGCGGACUACGGGCAGCGACGGGUGUCGCCGCCUACCGCUUCGACAGGGAGUGGCUCGGGCAUGCGGAGGUCUGCGCCACCGUCGCUUCGUCAGUCUCCCCGCGCUGCUGUUACCCGUCUGUGCUCCCUUUAACGCAUUUACUAUUUUAUACCGUUCACGGCUGCCGUCGCUCCAGUUGUGCACCACGUCAAAUCUUCACUCACACCAACAACCAGAAUCACAGCAGCGGCCGCCACCUGAACAUCAAUUCAUCUUUUGUGACUUUCAUUCGCCAGCAUUAUAUUGGAACUGCCGCAGAAGCAAAACAAACGUUGCACCCAACACGUAUACAAAAGACAUUUUCAAUUAUUGUCAACUUCUCGAAUUCCAUUGUUGCGUUUAAUUAUUAAUUCAAGCUCAAACGUAUAUUCAUAGAUUUUAAACUCGACAAUGAACUUGAUAUCUCGACGUUAUGAUCCACAAAUGUCCACUUUCAAUAAACCAGACGAUGCUAUCAGUACGGACGAAGAAAUCGUGGACGUCGAAAGACCCGAUACACCUCCACCGGGAGUCCCAAUAGCAGGAGCUGCUGCCCUAUCCGCCUGGUUAAGUCCUGCCACUUUUUGGCGCGAUCCAGAUCAAUGGCGCAACGUACUGGUCAAUUACUACCAUAUGAACCGAGCUGCAGCGAGAUCCCGUGGUCGCGUCAAUGGGAUGCCGGCAAUCACAGGUCGACCCGUCACCGUCGGGCCAAGAAAGAUGCCCGGAUCAUCAUCGCAACCGUCUUCUCGUCCCAAGAAACGAUACAUCUGCACGUAUUGUCAAAGGGAAUUUAGCAAAUCGUAUAACCUCCUAAUUCACGAGCGUACGCAUACCGACGAACGACCAUAUCCGUGUGAUGUGUGCGGCAAGGCGUUCAGAAGACAAGAUCACCUCAGAGAUCAUAGAUACAUUCACGUCAAAGAAAAGCCGUUUAGGUGCCCCGUAUGCGGUAAAGGAUUCUGUCAAUCCAGGACGUUAUCGAGCCAUCGGAGUAACAGGAACUCAAUGUGCUUGGACACUACCCUCCUACAGAACAGAGAUACCAUCCACCGGCCCAAAACCAUUACGGACUUUUCCAUAAAUUCCAUACUGAACCUAAAUUAAUUCAAUGACAAUUUUUUCAUUGCAUUUCAUGAUCUCAAGUGCGUGUUAGGUUUCCCUCCUGACAACUACCGCGCCAAUUAACUUAAAACAAUGCAUUUUUAUUGUACAAAGUACAAAGAAAUUAAAUUAUUUUUUAAAAAUGUUGAUUUUUCGACUCGUAUAUAUUUAUAGUAUUUCAAUUAUUAUUUGUUAGCAUUUAUUAGUAUAGAGUAAUUUUAUUCAAAUUUUAUUAUAAAAUCAAUAACUAUUGUCUAUUAUGUAAUUUUGUAAGUUUUGUUUACUUGAAUUGUUAUUUGAUGUAAAAUACUGUUUUACCAAAGAUGUUAAUAAAAAUAAUGACAUCAUACGC
Molecule: messenger RNA, 2167 nt
Organism: Daktulosphaira vitifoliae (grape phylloxera)
Lineage: Eukaryota; Metazoa; Arthropoda; Insecta; Hemiptera; Phylloxeridae
Product: protein bowel-like
Exons: 3
Coding region: 1123-1818 (231 amino acids)
Biological process (GO): embryo development; regulation of transcription by RNA polymerase II
Cellular component (GO): nucleus
Molecular function (GO): RNA polymerase II transcription regulatory region sequence-specific DNA binding; DNA-binding transcription factor activity, RNA polymerase II-specific
Source: RefSeq, a predicted model, not a curated record